AUGGCUGCCACCGCUGGGUUGCCUCUAUCAAUCGGGUACGAGGAGGAUCGCUCGGUCCUCCUCUUGACCGAUUCCGACGAGGAGGACUUGACACCACCAGUCCGAAGUGCUCGCCGUGUGCCGACGGAGUCGCAAGAUGCCAUCCGCCGGAAAACCGAGGCCGCCGCUGCCAAUGUGCCUCUGCAUCCGAUCCCGGCAAUGCAAGCUGCCUUCUCGGAGUCCCUCGUGGAAGCGACGAACCAAGCAACGGGUGGCAAGCCGAAGUUCAAGAACGGCAACGCCAAAGAACGCCGGAGCGUGCUGCUGGAAGGAGCGAAGGGCGCAAGACUCGAAACCGAUCUCUGGAGAUACCGGCCAGGCCAACGACAUCACGAGCUAUGGAAGCUCCUGGCACAGAUCUCCUUCGGGGUCUACUUACUCCUAGGUGGGAUUGCUAACAGCAACGAGCAAGUUGUCACUAUUCUGCAAGGCCACAUCGACGAGGUCGACGAGUUUCUGGAGACAACCAUGGAAGAUGUGCAUCUCGCCAUCAAGGACGUCAAGGAGAGAAUCGAUUUCCUCAAGCUGCCCAUGGCCAACAUGGCAACGUUCGAACGAAUGCUCGAGGACCGCAACUUCCGCCUGCAGAUUGUCAAUGGCAACGAAAAGAUCGAGCACAUCGUGUCGAGGACGACCAAGGCCUUAGACGGGACGUUGGACGACAUUGAAGAGGGACUCAAAGCCGUCAAGGAGUUUGCCAUUUACCUCGGGCAUGAAAAGGAUAGCGCAUGGCGACAAGAACGACCCGACAUUGUGGAGAUAUAUGACGCCAUGACAGGGAAUGCCGAGGGCUGGUGGAAGGCUCUUACUGAGCUGCAAGAGUCGACUGCAAUCCUGGACGGACUGCUGGUCGGUCUUAGUCGCAUGGUGGCAGAAAUGGACCAGCGCGCGGGUGAAGUGAGUAGGCGCACAAGGUUCAGCGUCGCACCCUACUCUGAACCAUCAGAGUCAGUCCCUUCGAAACACAGCUCCGUUAGGUCGCCGCAAGCUUCGGCGAGGAGGACAUCCGAUAUAACAUCAGCCAGAGUGGUCUCCGAGGGAGCCUCUAGCCGUAGCUCAGCAGUCCAAUCCCGAUCGGGCUCCCAGCAGCGUCUAGAUCGAAGCUCCACUCAAGGCUCCCAACGAAGCUCGCACAGCAGUGGCUCAUCCGUAGGUGGCAUUCUUCUGCAGCCCACGGUAUUCCAGCCUUCCAUGGUGGACCACGAAAGAGCUGUUACAAGUCCGAGGGAAGAACAGAAAUCACGAGAACCGCUGGCUAUUGUCGACGAGAAUGUGAGCCUGGAAAUUGACAUUAUCGAAGAAGACGAUGAUGACGAUGCGGCCAGCCAGGUUGAAGAAGGUCUUUUCAUCCUACAGCCCCGUACUUACACUCCUCAACCUCCUGAGCCCUUGCCCUCGCCUAUGAUCCAGAACCCUGUGACGCCGAAGACCGAGGAAUUUGCUGUCAAACGCACUUCGCUACGUCAAAGGGUUUCUCUCAAAGGUGGCAAUGUGCCAAACAAAAUCCAGGUUGCCACCGGACCUCGGCAUGCCGUGUCGGUAGAGGUGUUGCGCACCGAGAGGAGGUCGGAGAUCAGGACCUCAGAAAUCAAAACGGCCGAUUUCAGGGCUCCCGAAUACAGAGCGGCGGAUGAACGUCAGAGUUCCGCUUAUCUUUCCCCCACCGUCUAUCGGCCAGAGUCUCAACAAAGGCCAGACUCAGCGCAUGCGGCUAGCCACGGACGUCGUUCGCGCAACGAUUCUGAGUCCACUCUUGGCACAGAAGCCUACCGCCAUAGCAACGUGGACACGAUGCCGUCGCCACACUCGGAGAGACAAUAUUACCGGCCAGUACAAGCCAGCCCUCACUCUCCACUACAGCAACGCCCUUGGACUUCGACUGGGCCAACCGUUGCACAUCACCAGCACGGUCUGAGCACUAGCACAAGCAGCAGUCACCGCCAACAACAUUCACGCAACCAACCUUCUAGGAUGGGCAUGAGCAUGCUAAGUAAUGUCACAACGCAUACCCAGCAAACCGAAAAGGUUGUGAAGAAGAAGCGUAGCGCUUUUGGCUGGCUCAAAAAGGCAUUUGCCCUCGACGAAAGUGAGCGUGCAGAGUUUGAAGCACGAAAAAACCAGCAGUUCGAUCACGACCAAUAUCAGCAAGAACAGCGUAGCCGGAAGUUCCUCGACGGCAAGCGACUGCCUGACCAUCAGCGGUACCAAAAUUAUUGA
Microdochium trichocladiopsis is the source of this 2256-nucleotide messenger RNA. RefSeq lists its product as uncharacterized. Lineage: Eukaryota; Fungi; Ascomycota; Sordariomycetes; Xylariales; Microdochiaceae. The record is from RefSeq and is a predicted model, not a curated record. The transcript has 2 exons. The coding region runs from base 1 to 2256 and encodes 751 amino acids.